AUGAUAAGACGGGUAGCAUGUGCCAUAUCUGGAGGCGUGGAUAGUGCAGUUAGUGCCAGUAUCUUGAAGAAGAAGGGGUUCGAAGUGGUUGGUGUUUAUAUGGUAGGGUGUUGGUAGUCUCUAAGUCUGCAGAAUAAUUGGGACUUUGUAGAAGAAGGCGAGAAUCAUUGUCCGAGGACCUUGGACCAAUUUGAUGCCGAGAGAGUGUGUCAGCAUCUAGGGAUUCCGUUUCAUGUCGUAGACUUUGUAAAGGACUACUGGAACAACGUUUUUGAGCAAGUUUCUGAUUUUAAGUCAUUACAGUAUGAAACAACUGUUUUGUUAAUUAUAAAAGGUUUAGGAAGUUCUUGGACGGGUAUCGGUCGGGCAAAACUCUAGUAGCCGACAUAGAAUGCAACGCUCUGAUCAAGUUCGAAGCUCUACAUCAAUAUGCGAUGGAGAAGUUGGACGUUCAAGCUGUUGCCACAGGCCAUUACGCUCAGAAUUCUCUGGGAAACUUCUUGGAGUUACACAAUACAGGCGAGUUUGUUACCUACUUUAAAGUAUCUUUUGAUUGUGAAUUACAGUAUCUUAACUACUGAAGGAACUGUAAGAGUAAAGUUGACACAAAUACAAUAUCAAUUUGAGGUAAAGUGCCACAGUUGUUGACAGCCGUUGACGUGAUAAAAGACCAGACCUACUUCUUGUCACGGAUGACGGAAGCUCAGUUAUCUCGGUCCAUGUUUCCAAUCGGAGGUCUUCUGAAGCCGGCUGUAAAGAAGAUGGCCGUGGAGCAAGGGCUUCAGAAGUUGGCGGAGAAGAAGGAGAGCAUGGGGCUGUGUUAUGUUGGGAAGAGACGCAGUUUUAGUGAGUUCAUAGAAAAGGUGAGGACAAUGUCGUCUUUUAAUCGUUUUUAUGACAUGUUUUUUAAACGAGCAUAAUUAAGAUUACUGUAUUUUUCGACGAUUCGGCGACUAAAUCUAUUUAUUUAAUAUUAAUGUUACGUUAAUGCUGUUUUAGUAUAUACCAAAUAAGGAAGGGCCUCUGAUUGACAUGGACACUAACUCGAUAGUUGGAACUCACAAUGGUAUACAUCACUUUACUAUAGGCAAGAGGGUAGCCUUGGAUAGAAGGUGCCCUACUCACUAUGGCUUCUACGUUUCCAGUCUUGAUGCCGAGAAGAAUACUGUUUACGUAGUAAGUUAUGGUUCGAUAUUUAUAUAAAGUAGUAAUAUAUUUACUCAGUAAUGUGUUUUUAAAACUAAGCCUGUAGAGUACCACAACAUAGAGCACUCGUCACAUUCUUUACGGUUCGACUUAAUAAUAAUAUAAUAUUUUAGUGCCGAGGCUUCUUCAACCCAGUUUUAUACUCUCGCCGCAUCCAACUUGGUACUCCACAUUGGAUCAACGGGAUACCAGAGGUGUCCCACUUUGAGUUCAGGUCGCAAAGAGUGCAUCCUACUGUAAGAUGCACUUUACAUGAUAACAUACUCGAAUCCCAACUACCUGUUAGAGCAGCAGCUCCAGGACAGGUAAUCCUUUAA
Messenger RNA from Bursaphelenchus okinawaensis, 1523 nucleotides. NCBI's taxonomy places the organism in Eukaryota, Metazoa, Nematoda, Chromadorea, Rhabditida, Aphelenchoididae. The record is from the annotation of a GenBank genome assembly.